Messenger RNA from Polypterus senegalus (gray bichir), 1965 nucleotides. It is a transcript of the gene mbpa, whose product is annotated as myelin basic protein a. Gene Ontology annotation, molecular function: structural constituent of myelin sheath. NCBI's taxonomy places the organism in Eukaryota, Metazoa, Chordata, Cladistia, Polypteriformes, Polypteridae. Gene Ontology annotation, cellular component: neuronal cell body; cell periphery; internode region of axon. Gene Ontology annotation, biological process: myelination. The coding region runs from base 21 to 923 and encodes 300 amino acids. The record is from RefSeq and is a predicted model, not a curated record. The transcript has 8 exons.
UUGCAGGUUAGCCUCCUGUCAUGGGUAACCAAGUAGUAAAACGUGAGCAGAAAAAGACUGUAACUACAGAAGGUUAUGAAAGUCCAGAGCCGAACGCAGAAACAUCAGAUGACAAUGAAGUAUUUGGGAACGUAGCAGAUGUGAGCAAGAACAAUGGGACCUCCACUGAGAAGACAGCGGUGACAGACUCCAAGGGUGCUGCAUGCCCAAAGAAUGCCUGGAUCAACGCCAGCCCAGCUGAAUGCCCUGCCAACCGCCCACACUUGAUCCGCCUCUUUUCCCGGGAUGCACCGGGUCGCGAGGACAACACCUUCAAAGAUCGCCCCUCGGAGUCAGAUGAGCUGCAGACCAUCGCAGAGGACAGUGGAGCAGUUUCCGAGUGCUCGGAUUGUACCGAAGAGCAGCCUGCAACGUCCCCUCAGGGCCACAGAACGUCACCAAUGGCAAGUGCAAGUACCUCGGACCAUGCGAGACAUGGCAACCCUAGGGGACAAAGGGACACUGGUCUACUGGACCAGCUUGGCAAAUUCUUUGGGGGUGAAAAGCAACCCACCAGGAAAGGAUCGGGCAAGGGAUUUAGUGCGAUGAGAUCCACCCCAUUGUCCUCAUCGCCUCAGAGGUCCCCUCAGCAAGCUGGGGCUCAUGGAAGACCUGGAGAUGACAACCCCGUAGUGCACUUCUUCAAAACCAUUGUGACCCCCAGGACUCCACCUCCACCUCCAAAGGGGAGAGGAUUAUCCCUCAGCAGAUUAGGCUGGGGAACCGAUGGACAGAAACAGCACGUACAUGCCAGGUCACACGAGGCCAUGAGAUCUGCUCACAAAGGCCACAAGGACGCAAGAGGAGACGGCCAAGGCACCCUUUCCAAAAUUUUUAAACUGGGUGGUAAGGAUAGUCGAUCUGGUUCUCCUUCCAAGCGCUGAAGCUGUCGAAGAAAAGAAGCUUGGAAAAGAAUGAAAUCUCUGCUUUAGAAGUUAACCCCUGUCCCAUCCUAAACCUAUUAAUAAACACAUUUGCCAAGUUGUCGAAAUAGCAAUACAAUCCGUCAAUUACUGUUUCCCUGAGAUAAACAUCAGCCACGUCCCAUGAGAAUAUUCAACUGACAGCAGCUCAUUAACAGAAGUCAUUUUUCUCCGUAUUGAUUUGUUGAUGUUCCUCAGGUGCUCAUCUCUUUUCACCAUUCAGAAGUGCCUAGCAGGACGAUUUAUUUGUGUCAGUGUUGAAAAAUCGUACUUUGUCCUUUUUUUUUUUUCUGAACAAAGCAAUUCCCUUUGCUUUUUAAUGAGAUCAUUUGUGUGUGGUUCAUGUAAGCAAGGCUUUCCAAAGUGAAUUUGAGGCCACAUCUCCAUUUUACUAAUUGUUUGCCACUUUUCUUUAGGGGGCUUGUAGAUGUCGGCUUUAAAAGCAUCCCUUUGUAGAAAGAAUGCAUGUGAAAAUGAGUGUGCCAUUUUAACAAUGGUAACAGCAUCACAUCCUACUAAAGGAAUAGAGUAGAUCGUAUCAUAGUUUAUUUCUUUAUUUCUAGAGAGUUAAUUAACAACAUAUUAACCACCUAAUUUAUACAGGGCGCUUCCCUGCCCAUUAAAAAAAGGCGAAUGCUCUUCUGAAUUGCACUGUAUAUCCCCCAAGAAUGAGAUCUUUGUAUGCCCGUAGACUUUUCUGUGUUCUCAUUUGUAAGCCAUAAAAAAAAAAGUUUCCUUUGUAUUUUGUUCUUUCGACGAAAUUGUGUAGUGUGUGUCUGCCACAGUGUACUAACGCAAAUGGUGAAUCCAGACACCACUGGAUCUGGUAGCAGAUCGACAACAUCAUCCCAUCCCCAACCCCUCGUCCUCUCCGCGUGUAAAAGGAAGCUUCACAAUAAUCUUGUAACAGGCUUGGCACAUGUAGUUACUUUGUCAAUGAAUGUAAAUUAAAGCUUUACAAUUGUAAAUGUUCAACAAAUAAAUUUGCCUUUUAACAAGAAAA